AUGGAAGUGCAUCUUCGUGCAGGUUUUAAAACUAUCGAAGAUUUAAUUAAAGAAGUUUGUUAUGGGCAACGUAUCCAGAAAGCUAUCGAUGAGCUUAAAGCGGAGAAACCCCAGUUUAAGGCUCCGUAUUGGACUUCUCUUGCUCUUCGAUGUUGUAAAAUUGUUGAACGAGUGAAAAGUGUAAGAGCGUCCCCCUUUAUUCCAAGUCAGUAUAUGUGUCCUAUAAUAAAAGACUGGAUGAUGGAUCCCGUGAUGACGCAAAGUGGGCACUCUUACGAAAGAAGCUCAAUCGAGACUUGGCUAGAUGAUGAUUGUCGUGACCCUUUUACACAAGAAAUAAAAAUUAGUCAACUUGUUCUAAAUAGAAAUCUUAAAGAGGCUAUUGAGCAUUACAGACGUAAUCAUCUUGAAUUUUCUGUAGGAAGUGCUAACUGA
Messenger RNA from Rhizophagus irregularis DAOM 181602=DAOM 197198, 435 nucleotides. RefSeq lists its product as uncharacterized. Lineage: Eukaryota; Fungi; Glomeromycota; Glomeromycetes; Glomerales; Glomeraceae. Gene Ontology annotation, molecular function: ubiquitin-protein transferase activity. The record is from RefSeq and is a predicted model, not a curated record. Gene Ontology annotation, biological process: protein ubiquitination.